AUGAGAGACUAACACCAAUCUACAUAUGUUCGGUCAUCGAAGCAAUAAAACGACGCCGUUUUUUUGUGUUCCGCAAUCCGCAUUAAGAAUGGCUUGGCACAAUGACCCUAUCCAGUCUACAUAUGUUCAGUAGAAACUACGAAGUUUCCUUUCCUUGCACUGCAAUUCUGCAAUUCGACCUUUUCUCAACAAUUGCGAAAUUUUGACAUGGCGAAGAGCUACUUCAAGUUGGAACACCCCCUCGAAAGGAGGCAAGCAGAAGCUGCUCGCAUCAGAGAAAAGUAUCCAGAUAGAAUACCAGUGAUUGUUGAAAGGGCUGAAAGGAGUGACAUACCAGACAUUGAUAAGAAAAAGUACCUGGUUCCUGCCGACCUGACUGUUGGCCAGUUUGUUUAUGUGGUCCGGAAGAGGAUUAAGCUGAGUCCUGAGAAGGCCAUCUUCAUUUUUGUGAAGAACAUCUUGCCACCUACUGCGGCCAUGAUGUCUGCAAUUUAUGAGGAAAACAAAGAUGAAGAUGGAUUCCUUUACAUGACCUAUAGUGGCGAGAACACAUUCGGCUGAUUCUGAAUGGUGAUCAAGCCAUAUUAUGUGAAUAAGACUGAGUUCCUAGUAAAAAUAAAAACGCAAUUUAGAUUAAGUGUAGAUCCCCUGCAGCCUCUUCUAGUUUCAUGCUAUCUUUGAAAUAUGUGCUGUUUAUGGAAAACCUUUUUCCAAUUUGGAUGGACUAUCCUCUGUUUCCAAUUUGAUGCUGCAAGCAUGCUGCUUGCAUGCUGCUUUCUAUCUA
Malania oleifera is the source of this 784-nucleotide messenger RNA. RefSeq names its product autophagy-related protein 8C-like. The record is from RefSeq and is a predicted model, not a curated record. The coding region runs from base 208 to 561 and encodes 117 amino acids. Gene Ontology annotation, biological process: cellular response to nitrogen starvation. The transcript is spliced from 6 exons. NCBI's taxonomy places the organism in Eukaryota, Viridiplantae, Streptophyta, Magnoliopsida, Santalales, Ximeniaceae.